Tachyglossus aculeatus (Australian echidna) is the source of this 5138-nucleotide messenger RNA. RefSeq names its product NHS like 1 (gene NHSL1). Gene Ontology annotation, biological process: cell differentiation. The record is from RefSeq and is a predicted model, not a curated record. The coding region runs from base 109 to 5091 and encodes 1660 amino acids. NCBI's taxonomy places the organism in Eukaryota, Metazoa, Chordata, Mammalia, Monotremata, Tachyglossidae. The transcript is spliced from 8 exons.
AGUCCCAUACCUAGGAACGGAACAGUUCUUUAAAGGACCAAGAGAGCUUGAAUCCAGACUUUUUUUGUCGGUGGAGUUGUCUCCUGAGUGCAGCCUGUUGGAGGGAAGAUGAAAAAAGAGUGUGCUUCCGGCUCUUUCAGAUUCAAACAAAAUUCAGGUUCUCUUUCACGUGCUGUCAGCUGGAUAAAUUUUUCCUCUCUAUCCAGGCAGACAAAGAGGUUGUUUCGCAGUGAUGGAGAACUCUCAAUAUGUGGGCAGCAGGUGGAAGAGGAUGAUGAAAAUUGGACCUACAGAACCCAGAGCAGAAAAGCUGUGUCCAACCUAGAAGAAGAGAGCAGAUGGACGGUCCAUUACACAGCUCCCUGGCACCAGCAGGAAAAUGUGUUUCUUCCCACCACGAGGCCACCCUGUGUGGAGGACUUACACCGCCAAGCCAAGCUCAAUCUCAAAUCGGUCCUGAGAGAAUGUGACAAACUACGGCGGGAUGGCUAUCGGAGCUCUCAGUACUACUCUCAGGGACCAACAUUCUCAGCUCCUUCCAGCACAGGAGGUGGCAGUUACCAAGAGGAGGAUGAAGGAAGCGAACGGAAGGGUUCUGUCUCUUCUGAAGAAGAAAAGCUUAUUCUUGUUAGGAGACCUAGAACACCAACCUCAAGUGAUUGUCCCGAUAUUAACACCCACACAAAUUGGAUCAAGCCCCUCCCACUACCAACACCAGAGGAGAAGAUGCGACAACAAGCCCAAACAAUCCAGAUGGAUGUAGUUCCCAUUAACGUAACUGGGGAGAAUUUCGAUCGCCAGGCCAGCCUUCGGCGGUCUCUAAUUUACACAGACACUGUGGUAAGACGGCCGAAGAAAGUCAAAAGGAGAAAGACUAUUACAGGAAUCCCUGACAGCAUUCAGAAGGAGCUAGCUACUGGCACUGGCCAGAGCGACUUUCGUGGUCACUCUGUGUAUGCCCCAGAUCACUGCUCCACGCUAGGAAGGAUGGACGGCUACUGCUGUACCCUGCAGCGCUCUGAAACCAGGGACUCCAGCUCCCAGACGGAUGAGGUGAAAGUGGUGCCCCCAUCCAUGAGAAGAAUCAGGGCCCAGAAAGGGCAGGGCAUUGCAGCCCAGAUGAGCCAGCUGUCUAACUCGUCCAGCAACAUGUCGGUGCUGAGCGAUUCUGCCGGCAUCGUGGGCCCUUCCCGCCUAAACAGCGAGGUGGGGUUCCACAGCCUCCCACGACCCGGAGCCAGGGUGUCCCUGCAGCCUCUAGACCGGGCACCGAUCAAUUCCGACCCAGAGGAAGACCUGGCCGGCCUCCUGCCCUACCAGAUGAGUAAAAUGCAAGGGGCCGACAGCCCGGUACACGUGGGAUGCGGUCCGUGGACCGGGGCCCUUCCGAGACCUCAAUUCCAGGAACUGGGUCACUUUGAGAGCGAAAAAGGACCCAACCCAGCAUGCGUGGUUUCCCCUCACGCGACAUACUCCACGUGCGUCAUACCGAAUGCCACGCUGUCGUCCUCUUCGGAGGUCAUAGUCAUUCAUACGACCCAGAGCACGGGGCAGCCAGACAGUAAGGUCUGCAGCGCCUCGUCUUCCGCUAAAACGAAGCCCCGCGACUAUCCCGCAGCCGUCGGUGCGGUGAAAGACGAUCACCAGUCUUCCAGUGGAAACUGGAGCGAGAGCAGCUCUACCCGCCACUCGCAGACCUCAGACACCCUCUGCGAUCCCGCUGUCUGCCCCAGCGCCCCGGGAAAUGGUGAGGCCGGACCCCAGAACCCGGCCUACGGCUGGAGGAACAACUUGAGUUUUCUUAACCACUCCCAGGAUAGCGACGGCCGCAGUGAGUCCAGUGGCUCGGGGGACAGAGGGUACGGCGGUACAGAACAUUGGGCAUGUAAGUCUCCGGAGAAGGCAUCUCCCCUCAGGCCCCCUUACGCCACCCCCGGCGGCUACUCCACUCCCGUAAGUAACAGGAGCAGCAGCAGUUUAGACAGGACGUCGGUCAGAGAAGACACCAACUCUUUGUAUUCGGUGGACCACGACGGCUACUACACCUCCAUGCACACCGACUCCGGACUCAAGUCUGGAAGCCGGUACGGGGGCAGUAAUGGCUUUGGGCAUCCCAGGCCCGGGGCGAUCGAUGUCUCCGAUGGGAGAGCUCCAAAGAACCCUGGGGACCGCACAGACUGCUGCGACCGAUCCCUCUCACGCAACAUCUCCUUGAAGAAGGCCAAAAAGCCGCCUCUCCCCCCGUCCCGGACGGACUCCCUCCAAAGGGCCCCCAAGAAAAGCGCCCAGUCGAACGGGCAGGUGCUGAACGAGACGCUCAUCGCCACCCUCCAGCAAUCCCUACAGUUAAACCUCCAGUGCCAGGAAGCCAGCUCGCCCUCUCAGAGCCCCUGCAGCGACUACGAGGAGCCGUGGCUUCAGCGUUCCCGCAGCCAGAGUACAGUCAGCGCCAGCAGCAGCAUGAUGUCCGCCACGGCGCCCAACAUGUAUUCCCUGUGCCCCGUCACGCCCUCCCAGAGUGACACGAGCAGCGUCCGGUCGGAGUACACGGACCCCUGGGGCUACUACAUCGACUACACUGGCGUGCCAGAAGACCCGGCAAAGACCGGGGGGCUGCCGUACCCACCCGGCGCGGCAGCCCCGCCUGGCGACGAUCCUGCCGGCCGCCUCCACGAUGGGCCUAGGGCUCCUCUGCCACCGGGGCCCGGCGGCGGGGCUGCCAAACCAAAGAACGCUUCUCCGGAGAAGUCUCACAGAGUCACUUCUCCCUCCAGCGGCUACUCCAGCCAGUCCAAUACCCCCACCGCACUCACUCCGGUGCCUGUAUUUUUAAAGUCCGCCUCCCCGGGAAAUGGGAAGUCGAAGCUUAAACCGAAAGUGCCUGAAAGGAAGUCUUCUCUGAUCUCGUCUGUGUCCGUCUCUUCGUCCUCGACGUCUCUGUCGUCCAACACGUCAGCCGAAGGGAGCAUGAGCGUGAAGAGGUCGGACCCGUUCGUCGGCGCCCCGGCUCCUCCUCCUUCUCCCCCGAGGCCUCCGCGGGCUCCCGAGCAGGCCCCUCUCCCUCCUCCUCCUCCUCCCUCGCUGGGUGCCACGGGGCUACCGCCUCAGCCUCCCUCUCCGCUUUUCCCCCCACCGCCUCCAGAAGCCCUGACGCCUUUCAGUUCUGGGGAUCAGGGAUUCCCCCCGCCACCCCCAACCUUAAGUACAGCCCUGUCCGAUUCACCGACUCCCUUCCCGUCCCCUCCUUCCCCGCCCGGGCCCUCUUCAGUCCCUCCGCCAGCCCCGCCGCUUGACCCCAAACUGAUGAAGGAUGCCCGGCCUUCUUUUAGAAAGCACGACCAGCCAGAGUCGGCCAAUGGUACAUUAAAACAGCCUUCCCGGAAGGAGGAAAGUCCCAGACCACCAAUGCCCUUAAUAACCACUCAAGUCCUGCAGACGGUGCAUUUGAGGCCUGUGAAAAAAACCCCGGGGCCAGAAGUUGCACAGUCGGUUGGGCCCCCAGCUGAAACUAAAUCUCAGGGAAAAAUAACUCCAGGUGUGCCACAUUAUCCUUUAAAACCAUCCCUUCCUCCGAGCGCCCCAAAUAGCAGCGAGGAGGAGAUCAAAACCCAGGUUGCCAGUGUGAACAGCACCCCUCCGACUCCCGCUAAGAGCUCACGUUGGGGUCAGCGAGAUAACGCAGCUCAGCCCAUUGGCCCUCAAAGCCUCGAAGCUGCCGUUCCUCCGACUCGGCCUUCCGAAGCGACCGUUGCGGGAACAGACGUGGAGGAAGUGGCUCCGGGGCCGGCCGAGAGGGCUCACCCCGGCCUCAGCCCCGCACGGCUCCAGGAGCGACUGGGCUCUCCAAAGGAGACACGUGGCCCUCCCUCCGGCAGGAAGCCGCCCCCGAUCUCAAAGAAACCCAAACUGUUCCUCGUGGUGCCACCCCCGCACAUAGAUUUCGCGGAUGAGCAGAAAGCCCAAACACCCAGUCCAACGAGAAGAAGGACUGGAGCUACGGGCCGCGAAGAGGUGCGAGACUGUUUGGAAGUGGGACCCGGCGCCGAUGAGACGGACUGUGGCAGGGCGGCUCCCGAGGGAGGAGCCGAUUCCAUCGUCCGUGAGGCAACGGAAGCCAAUGCCUCGAUGGUACAGCCUGCUGCAUCACCAGCUCGAGAAGCUCCCAGACAGGAGGAGGAGACCACUGCCACGGGAAAAGGCGUCCAUUCGGAGAGCGGUAGGGGUCCCGGUGCCCACGGGGGCCUCCCCCCUUCGCAGGAGGAUGGAAGGGCCGGGGUGUUUGAGGUGGAUUCCGCUAGCCCUGCCUCCCAGCCAGCUGCCAACGGUAAGGAAGAAGACAGUGAUGAGGUGAUGACUCCAAGUAGACCAAGAACUACAGAAGACCUAUUUGCAGCGAUUCACAGAUCCAAAAGGAAAGUCCUUGGCCGUAAAGACUCAGAUGAGGACCACUCCCGGAACCAUUCCCCCUCGCCGCCGGUGACCCCAACGGGCGCGGCCCCCGCCCUCGCCUCCCUAAAGCAGGCGGGCUCCAUUCAGCGAAGCCUCCGCAAGAGCAGCACCAGCAGCGACAACUUCAAAGCCUUACUGCUGAAGAAGGGCAGCCGCUCGGACACCGGCUCCCGCAUGUCUGCGGCCGAGAUGCUGAAGACCACGGACCCGCGGUCCCAGAGGGCCAAGGCGGAGCCCCCGCCGGACAGCCCCGACAGCCGGUCCCCGGGCGGGAACCGCAGGACCCAGGAGGAGUGGGCCAAGACCGAAGGCCUGAUGCCCCGGAGCCUGUCCUUCUCUGGGGCCCGCUACGGCCGGAGCCGGACCCCUCCCUCGGCCGCCAGCAGCCGGUACAGCCUGCGGAACCGGAUCCAGAGCAGCCCCAUGACCGUCAUCUCGGAGGGAGACGGAGAGGGGGCGGAGGGCGCGGAUGGCCGAGGCCGCCGGACUCCGGGGGCCGGCAGGGAGGAGCCGCUCGGCCGGCGCCCCGGCGGGGAGACCCAGCCGGACGGCGGAGCGGGCGCCACGGAGGCCACUGCGUCCGCCAGGACCGGUCAGAGUGCCACGGGCGAGGCCGGGGGCCCGUCACCGGAGGAGAGCUAGGGGCGAAGCUUCAGGGAUCUCUUGGUGGUGGUCUUCCAGACGUCGCC